Messenger RNA from Ruditapes philippinarum (Manila clam), 4709 nucleotides. Its product is annotated as coiled-coil domain-containing protein 158-like. Lineage: Eukaryota; Metazoa; Mollusca; Bivalvia; Venerida; Veneridae. The record is from RefSeq and is a predicted model, not a curated record. The transcript is spliced from 26 exons. Bases 193 to 4176 code for a protein of 1327 amino acids.
UCAGACGCAUGCGCACACAGUUCUUCCUGUGCGGACGAUACAAAUACAAACAAACUUUAAAAUUAGAAAACAACCCAAUUAAUUGAAUUCAUUGACUCUCUUACUGAGAUCGUAAAUGACAGUGAUUGCAAAAUUAUUAUUUAAUAUGAUUUAAAUAAUUAUUAUCAAAACUGUGUUAAUGAAGUCAUUGAAAUGGCGACAUCAGCUGGAUUUUCAAUCGCGACUUCGCCACCAGAAGUGAUUAGCGGGGCUUCAAGUCCAAGUAAAGCAGGGAGAUUAAAUAAUUCUCGCAAACCACCUACAGCUGCUCAGUUACUUGAGCAGAUAAGACAGUUAGAGGCUGAAGGACAUAAGCUGAGGUCUGAGGCUGCUGGAUCAGGAUCACUGAAUUUCAGUACUCUUGCGGAUCUGAAUUUAUCAAACAAUAACACAUCAGAGCUUCCAAAAUUUACAUCAACAUCACCAUCAUCACUGUCAGCAUUAGUAGAUUACUCUGCCGAGCAGAAAACUAUCUCUGACCUCAGGUUACAGCUUGAAAGGCAGCGUAAAGAGACAGAAAAAUUAAAUACUCAAUUGAUCAGUGAUGGAUUUUCCACUAGUACAUCUCGUGCUGGAACUGUCCUUCAUAUGCCCAGUAGUCCUUCCAAAACUGGUUUCUCCACAUUGCCAUCAACAGAAUUGUUUAGCUCCCGGAGACCAGCUAGUGUGACAGGAGCCAUAGGUCAUAUGGAGACCACACCUCCGUCUCAUUUGGAAAAAGCUUUAAAAGAUUCACAAGAACAAGUGACUGAUCUACGUCGAAGACUGGUUGAGGCUAAUGAGCAGAGUGAAUCAGAGAAACGUCAGUUCAGACUAACAGUCGAGGAAUUAAAAGCCAAACUUCAUGAUACAAUGGCUAACAGAGAUUCCCUGUUAGAACUAAGACAAAAAGAGUCAGUUAGUUUAGAAAGUAAAGUUUCAGAGCAGAAUUCUACAAUCAGAGAUUUACAACACAAACUGAAGGUACAGGAACAGACACUAGCUGAGACUAGCAAGAAGGCUGAUGGUAUAUCUAGAGAGAAUUUUGUAUCGGAGACAACGUUGAACCAGGUCCGUAUAAUCCUCGUAGAUGCGGAGAGACGUAGAGGCAAGCCAUACUUCGAGUCUGAUCCAGCAUCCAGUCAAACACCGUCCAUGCUCGUACAUACUUUAGAGAGAUGUAUACAAGAAUUACUCAAAGAUAUUGAAAUCAAGAAGUGUAAACUCAAUGAGCUGGAGCGUGAUGUAUCUGAGAUGAAGUCAAGUCAAACAAGUGAUCACCAGAAUAUAUCACAUGAAUACCAACAAAAUGAAGAUGAAACGGUGACUUUGUGCAAGCGAAUAACACAGAUGACAGUAGAUCAUGAGAGACAGAUGCAGCUAGCAAAUGAGAGAGCCAGUAAUGCUAGAAAACAGUCAGCUACUCUAGAAUCACAACUCUCUGUUAUACAAGGUCAACAUGACCAACAGCUGAAGCUAAAAGAGGAAAAUAUCCAAGAUUUAGAGAACAAAAUUAAACAUUUGAGAGAAGAACUAAGUGAAGAAAGAGACAAAUAUAACUCUAAGAGAGGAUCACUAGAGCAGGCUUUACAUGGUACAGAGAAGGAGAUGAACAAACUGAGGACUGAGAGAGAUGAGGCAAUAAGAAACCACUCUAACAUGGACUCUAAAAUUGCUGAAUUACAGUUAACCAUUAAUAAACUUAAUCGUGAGCUUGAGACUGAAAAGGAGACUUCUGGGAAAUUCUGGGAGCGUGAAAGUCAGUUACGAUCAAAACAAUCUGAACUAGAGACUCGACUUGGUGAGAAGACAAGAGAUGUUGAUAGACUGGAGAACAUGCUAGCAUCAGUUAAACAAGAGUGUAAUGCCACUGUUAGUGAAAAGGUAUCAUUAAUUGAAAGACAAGAACGAGAAAGACAUAUGGAGAAAAUAAGCAGUCUUACGUCACAGCUUAGUGAAGUCAGUGAAAAGUGUAAUAAAAUAUCACUAGAACUUGACAACAAGAAGGCUGAAAAUCAGGAGCUGAAGCAACAAUCUAGAGAGUUCAGUGAUAGAUAUGAUACGACAAAGGUUCAAUUUGAGGCAACUAGAGCAGAGAAAAAACAUUUAACUGAUAUGUUGACAGCAAAAUCUUCUGAUUUUGAUAGAGUGUCACAGGAACGAGAUUAUUAUUUUAAUAUCAUGGAACAGAAAAACAAUGAGUUAUCUCAGUUAAAGGCUGAAAGAGAAAGGUUAACUAUUCAUUUAGAGGAAAAGGAGAAAAAUAUAGCCAUGUUACAAGAGCAGUGUAAUGAGUUAAAACAUAUGGUAGAGUCUGUGUCAAGAACUAGUGAGAGUUUACGAGAGGAGAGAGAUGUUUUAAUGAAACAGUUACAAGAAACUACAGCUGCCUUAGAGGAGCUGAAGUCAACUAGGGACACCAUGGCAAAGAAAAUGAAGAUAAGAGAGAAAAGAGUGAAGGAAUUAGAGACUGAGAAACAGAAAAGCUGUCAGGAAAUCGAGCUGAGAAAUCAAGAGUUGGGUAUAAUACAACAAGAGAAAGAAACUUUAUUCAAGGAAUUAAAGGAGAGCAGAUAUGAGGUUGUAGGCCUAUCUGAAGAAAGGGACACAUUAAAGAAAGAUCUGGAGGGACAGAAAUAUCAGUUAGAGAAAACUAUAAACAAGCUUCAAUACAGACUUAAAGGUGCAGAGCAGGAUUUGGCUUUAGCACAGAAAGCAUUACGUAAACGAGAGUCUGUGGACAAUAGUGCUGUAAAAACAGCUGAUAAACUACAGAAAGAAGUGACGUCUAAACGUAGUCUAGUUGAUACACUACAGUCAAAGAUACGCUGGUUCCAGGACCAAAUAGAUACCUUACUGAAGUUGCCACAUUGGUAUGAAGUUAUAAAAUUUUUUGAUGAAUGGACGUAUUCAUUUUCUUGCCAGUAUGUAGCUAUAGAGAGUGUGUUGAAGAAAAUAGGGAAAGAUAAGGCCGUAUUAAGGAAUGCCACAACACAAGCUCAGGUGGAAAUGUUUGAGCAGGAAAUGACACGAAUGAAACUAGCUCAUAAAUUGGAAGUUAAGGAAGCAGUACAGAAAGCUGCCAGUCAACAUGUAGACAAGCUGGAGUCCAAACAGAGGACCAGUCAAGGGCAACCUCACGAUACGGAACCAGUCCAAUCACAAGGAUAUUCAAAGUAUGAAAGUCAUUCAACCAGUCAGCCUCGUUCUGGUACAGUUCAGCACCAAGGGAAUUCAAACAUGAGACCAGACCAAAUGGCACAGCAAGAUAGACUUCAAGCUCAGAAAUCCGGUGAAAACUACAAAGAAAUUGGAUCAGAAUUGAAGCUAUUGUUAAAUGAGAUGAGAAACAUGAUAACUGACAGACAAGACACAAAUCAAGGGAAUGAUAAACGUGGGCAUGACAAAAUGAAAGAUAGGGAGAGUCAGCGAGGCAGUACAGCACCCUCUACAAGACAUAGAGACAUUAGAGGUAGAGAUAUCAAACUGACCAACAAAUCUCGUCCUAAACUGAAGACUGCCGACAUAUUUCCAGUUGAAAUGAAGAAGGCAUUUACACAUUACAGAGUACCUCCAGCACCAUCAGACAUCAGUUACUAUAGUGAUGCUGAGGUAGAUGAUAGAAUACACAACAGGUCAAGGUCACAGACUGGUACAUAUGCACUCUACUCCCCUGAACUAAAAGAGAAAAGCACGAGAUCUCGAGGUCGCCAUAGGAGAAGUAGGUCAGCGGAGGCGUCGUAUAUGUUACCUAAAGACUCGAGUACAUGGACAGAUAGUGAUUAUAGAACAUCUGAUUAUUCCCCUACAGCUCCAGAGUCAGAUAUUACUGAUACUAACACGUCUAGAGCCCUGACAUCUGACAUAGAGACUUCCUCCUUUACUCAAGAUCUUUUAGAAUCUGACUUAAUUACCUCCCUUUCUGUUGGCUCUCCUGUAAUGGAGAGUACUAAAGAGGAUCCAUCUCCACCAAGUAAAUCAAUACCAGAUACACAACUUCUCUGCAAGCGUCUGGAGGAGAAGAUCAUCAGCCUUACACGUAUGGGAGAUAAUCUACAAAAAGAAAAUAAAGAGAUGGCAGAUCUGAUGAAAACACAGGGCAAAAAGUUGAAGAAAGUUAAAGAAAAUGAGAAAAAAUACCGUAAAACACCAAGAUAAUAGUGCGUCUUGCUUAGGUUUUAACUUGAACAAAUCAAAAUUGAUGCCAGAUCUUUGUCAUACAGAACGUUGCAUUUAUAUAACCCAGAAUAUGUAAAUCAUGUAGAAAUUAAUUGUCUUAUCAACAUUUAUGAUAAAAAUAUAGUUAUUAGAGAUAGUACCAGUCCCUGGAUUUAUUGUGAACAUAUAAAUGUGAGUCUUGCCUUAGUCUAUUUUUGUAGUCUGAUCACAUUUCCGGAGUUUAAACCUUAUGGUGUGAUUGUGAAAACAGAACGUGUUGUCUGUUAUAUAACCUCAUGGAAGUCAGAAAUUGCUGUAUAUAUGUCUUUUCCAUAUAUCUAUUUCCACACAUGAUCUGGGGAAAAAACACCUAACUUUGCAUUGAGGAAACUAACGGGGGUAAUUGUGACUAGAAUAUCUAAGCAUCAAUGUUGUUGUUUUUUACUACUUUAACUGUGUUGCAGAGUUAUGACUCUUAAAGCUGUUUAGCUUUAUCUACAUGAUAAACAACUUAUAUAUAAGCCGAUUACAUA